This is a messenger RNA of Nothobranchius furzeri (turquoise killifish), 3089 nucleotides long. RefSeq names its product TOX high mobility group box family member 2. Lineage: Eukaryota; Metazoa; Chordata; Actinopteri; Cyprinodontiformes; Nothobranchiidae. The record is from RefSeq and is a predicted model, not a curated record. Gene Ontology annotation, molecular function: chromatin DNA binding. Gene Ontology annotation, cellular component: nucleus. Gene Ontology annotation, biological process: regulation of transcription by RNA polymerase II.
AUCAUGUAUCUCUGGAAAUAUCCAUCAAAUGUUGUUGAACAUUAGGUGAUGCUCAGUUGUGGAAAAAUAUUGGCGGCUUUGUAACAUAUAAUCAUAAACGUUGGGUAUAAAGUACAUCGGCGCAGGUCUAAGUAAAUGGUAAAUGGCCUGUAUUUGAUAUAGCGCCUUCUAGAGUCCUGGAACCCCUCAAGGUGCUUUACAACACAAUCAGUCAUUCACCCAUUCACACACACAUUCACACACUGGUGGGGAUGAACUACGAUGUAGCCACAGUUGCCCUGGGGCACAUUGACAGAAGAGAGGCUGCCGGGCACUGGCGCCACCGGUCCCUCUGACCACCACCAGCAGGCAAGUUGGGUUAGGUGUCUUGCCCAAGGACACAACGACAACGACAGACUGAGCGGGGCUCGAACCUACAGCCUUCCGAUUAUGGGGUGAGCACUUAACUCUUGUGCCCCUAUCGCCAGGAAAAAUGCAUACCGUCACUUUUAAGCGGCAGUGUGUAGUUUCCUGCCACAAGGGGGCAGUACAUACAUUUCAGGGUAGUUUUACACCAUAUCGCCAUGACUGUCGCUAGUUUAAAAACAUUACAGUAAACGUUGUUACCCGUGGAGCAGAAAGCCUGCGACCUCGGCGUGACUCCUCAGACAUUGGUCCUUCAGUUAAUUCCAUUGAUAGAAAGCAGUGCCGAUCGUAGUUUUCUGGCGCUGUAGUUUCUGGAUCUGCUCGGGGUCCUGCGCCUGUUGACGACGCCAUCAUACUACAGUAAUACCGCUCGACCAAAAUAUAUUGCAUCUCUUUUUCGAUUCUGUUCUUUCACAUAGGUUUUGGAAAGAGUUUAGCAGUUUUGUUAUCAAAUUCAUGUUUCUUACUACCUAAAUGGUUUUGAGUGGGGGGAAGUAACUUCCGUAAGUCGUACAUCCAGCCAAUCAUCUAGUGUGAUGUCAUUGGCAGGCGCAGGAUCCCGAGCCAGCCAGAAGGAAACGUGGCGUCUGGUAUGGCGUCCCCAAAGACGCUAGAACCACGCCCUAUGUACUUUAGACUCAAUUUUUAUGGUUAUAUGGUACAAAGCCGCCUAGGACAUCAAUUAUUAAUUUUCAACAGUGUUUCUAUAGAUUGUUCCUAUAAUAUAUGGUAAAAACUACACAUUGUUUCUUUAAGGACCCGUCUCUCUAUAAGAUUUCCUAAAACAAGUUACUUAAGCAUGAAAUAAAUCCAGCUUACCCCAAAUACACAUGCCUACAUGGAGCUUUUAAACACUUGGGUGACUUCAUUGAAAUUUUUCUACCUUAUUGCGUCUGAGUGGAGUUUGCUUCUGCAACUGACUCAAUGUCCUUCCUCUUAUUGUUUCAAUAUGUCAGGGCAUUGUUCGAAUGAGGUCAGCCAUUACCGAUCAGGCCCAGGGCCAAGUUGACUUCAGCUGAUUUAAUUGAAUCUACAGCAUGAGUCAAACUCAAACAAGCAGAGGCUCCUUUGCCUUGACAGCCUCAUUACUCCACAUUAAGAACUCAUUUCACAAUGCAUUGUGACUUUGGUCCUGACAAAUGGUGAAGAGAGAUGAAAUCAAAUAAGCCCAGUACAGUGUUAGGCUCCACACUGUCCCCUCUUCAGGCAUCAAUCCAUCUAGGAAAAGACUGGCCAUUUCUAUGUUUGAUGCUGACAACAUGUACAUGAAUGACAGUAACCAAGAGUUUCGGACGCCAAACCAGAGCUACUCCAGUCAGGGCAGAGGCAGCAGCAGCAGUGGAGGAGGAGGAGGAGGAGGAGGAGGGGAUGAAGACUAUGAGAUCCCCCCCAUCACACCUCCAAACCACGUUGACCCUUCUCUGCUCCAUCUCACAGAGCAUGAGUCCGGUUACCCCUUCCACUCCCUGCCUCACAACGGUCUGCUCAACACCUACUCCUACCCCGAGCUGCCCGCCCUCAUGAUGUCCAAUAUGCUGGGUCAGGACACUCACCUUCUUUCUGGGCCUAUGCACUCUAUAAGCAGCGAGAAACGAUCCUCAGCAGAAAUGAUGAAGCCCAAACCCAAACCUCAGAAGAAGAAAAAGAAGAAGGACCCCAACGAGCCUCAGAAACCCGUUUCGGCGUAUGCGCUCUUCUUCAGAGACACCCAAGCAGCCAUCAAGGGCCAAAACCCCAAUGCCACCUUUGGGGACGUCUCGAAAAUUGUGGCUUCCAUGUGGGAUAGCCUCGGAGAAGAACAGAAACAGGGUUACAAGAGGAAAACCGAGGCAGCUAAGAAAGAGUAUCUGAAAGCCCUGGCUGCGUACCGAGCCAGUCUGGUUUCUAAGACAUACAGUGACCCUGAACCUAAAAGUGCCCAACAACCCAGCCAGCCCAGUCACCUGCUGCCCCCCAAACAGCCCCUGUACAGCGUGCCCCCCCAGCCUUCUUCACCCUAUCUAGGCCCGCCGGGCUCCUUCCCUCUCUCAGAGCUCCAGAGCUACGGCGGGCCGCCCCGCCACACCCUGGCCCCGACCCUCAGCCAGUCCCAGAUGCUCCCACCCAGCAUGAGUGCCUCACCCCCAGCACCCUUCCAGAUCAGCCCGCCUCUGCACCCCCACGCUCAGCUCUCCCUGCACCAGAGCUCCCUGCUCAACCAGCCAAUCCGAAUGCAGCAGUCACAGCCAAUCAUCUCACACCAAAUGGGGCUCCAGACAUCUCUGAACUCCCCUCCUCUCAGCCAACAGGGAUUCUCCCAUCUUCAGGCUGAUUACCCGAACAGCGUCGGGGGCUCGCAGUCUCCGGGGGCACCUAAUCCGGUGCAUGGACAGAACCCCGACUGGGAUGGCGAGUACUGCAACAGAGACUGUGGACCCAACCACUGCAGCAGCGGCAUGGGCGCUCGGGACAAGCCUCUCUACCUCACUUGAAGUUAAAUGACGUCCUCAUGUCAUACUCCAGAGAGCUUUCUAACGUUACAACAGCAUCAUCGACGUUUUUACACCUUUUUGUUUUCCUUUUCUUUUUUCCUGAUGGAUUUUGAAAAUCCCAAAGACUGCUACGGUAACUUCACCUAUUUGCCAAGCACUUAAGUCGGCCACAAGCCUGAGGCACUUCCCUGUCUUUGUUUUCUCUUCUCUCUC